UUCGAUUCAGCUCAUGUUUUUUCCCCCUUUUCUUUCCCGGUCAUAUCGUCUUCUUCAUCUUUCUCCGAUUUUAAUCCUAUCGCUUUGAUUUUUGCGGUAGAAUUCCGGUAAUCUGUCGCUCCGAUCUGUCUAAUCAUAGCCCUUUCUCCUGAUUACGAGCUUUAAUUUAUUGGAAUUGCACCAGAAGCUACAUGGAACCGAAUUUAUCCCCUUCUACUCCUAGAAGGGUCAAAUUUGCUCCUAAAGGUCCUCCACCAAGGAGGAAGUCCACACCUCUUCAACCCAAAACUGAAGUAGCUGGUGGUGGUGAUCAUGGCGGAGAUGACGAGAUUAAUGAAUCUCUCCUUCGCAAAGUUAACGAGCAUCUGACAAGAAGAUGGCCUCAAGCUGAGAAAAAAUCUUCUGUUCAAGUUGCAUUUAGCCAUGGAGUUGCAUCAUCAACUUCUUUAAGGACAUAUGGCUCAGCUAAGGAAGGUUCCGGUGACAGAAGUAAUGGCACGGGAUUGAGAGAUUCUGCUGCAGAUACUAUGGGGGACAUCCAUUCUUUGCCUUCAACUAGUAAAAUUGAUUGGAUGGUUGAAAGUUCAGAAGAUGCCACUGUUACUUCAUUCAAGCAGAAGAAGAGAGAAUAUAAAGAACCUUGGGAUUACAACCACAGCUACUAUCCUGUUACUCUUCCCAUAAGAAGACCUUACUCUGGGAACCCAGAGGUUCUUGAUCGGGAAGAAUUUGGGGAGGCUAAAGCAGCUUCGGAGUAUGAUGAAAGUGCUAUAAAUUCUGCAUCGGAUCUUGGUCUGCUGGAAGAAGUUGAUGGAGAGAAGAUGCUUUUUCUUCAGUUUCCUGCUAACCUCCCCUUUGUUAAACGGGAAUCUGGGCCAGGUUCUACUGGUACAUCUGAACAUGCUUCAGCCAGCAUGAAUCAUAAACACAGAGCUGGCAGCUCUAGACCAGGUGGAAGUGUUGCUCCAACCACGGCAAAAGGGAAGGAGAUUCCUGGUAGCUUUCCAAUGGUUUCAGGUGAUGCAAAGGGAAAAGAGAUGGUUAACAGCUCUGUGUCUUCCGUUGGCACAAAUAAGAAUGUAUGCAGUUUGGAGGAGUUGCCACCCGGAUUCAUGGGGAAAAUAUUGGUCUUUAAGAGUGGUGCAGUUAAGUUGAAGCUCGGAGAUAUGCUGUACGAUGUGAGGUUUCUCCUGGUUCCAAUUGUACGUUUGCUCAGGAUAUUGUGGCAAUCAACACAUCAGACAAACACUGCUGCAAUCUGGGAGAAGUCAGUAAGCGGGCUGUCGUUACUCCAGAUAUUGAUCAUCUACUGACGCCGGUGAUUUAUCUGACUUGAGAAUUUUGCUGAUAAUUAGGCUUUUAUCGGUGAUGUCAAUGAGAAGUGUACUUUCAGUCUUGCACAGUAGCUAGUUGUACAGGUGCUCCAGCUUUACAAAAUCUUCUAGGCAGUUGAGGAACUUCUUUUAGGAACCUGCUUUUUCUUUCUUUAUUAAUAAUGUAACUGGAUGAAUGCAAACUUCUAUUGACUUAUUUAGGUUCGGUAUAUUCUUUUCAUCUUC
Messenger RNA from Coffea eugenioides, 1559 nucleotides. RefSeq lists its product as uncharacterized. Gene Ontology annotation, cellular component: RNA polymerase III complex. Bases 192 to 1313 code for a protein of 373 amino acids. The record is from RefSeq and is a predicted model, not a curated record. The transcript has 9 exons. Gene Ontology annotation, biological process: transcription by RNA polymerase III. Lineage: Eukaryota; Viridiplantae; Streptophyta; Magnoliopsida; Gentianales; Rubiaceae. Gene Ontology annotation, molecular function: DNA binding.